Molecule: messenger RNA, 1004 nt
Organism: Salvia splendens (bonfire salvia)
Lineage: Eukaryota; Viridiplantae; Streptophyta; Magnoliopsida; Lamiales; Lamiaceae
Exons: 4
Coding region: 1-837 (278 amino acids)
Biological process (GO): translation
Cellular component (GO): ribosome; mitochondrial small ribosomal subunit
Molecular function (GO): RNA binding; structural constituent of ribosome
Source: RefSeq, a predicted model, not a curated record
AUGAAGCUUGAUAAGAUUCUUCAAAAGGCUCAUAGCAUUGUGAUUCUUUGCCUCGGUGACAAAAUCUUGAGAGAAGUGCAGAAAGAGGAAACCUCUGCCGGUGUUUUUGCUAAGCUCGAUGAGCUGUAUAUGGCCAAAUCCCUAGCCAAUCGACUCUACAUGAAGCAAAGGGAGUGGUUUGAGGAACGAAGAGAGAAUACAACAUGGCUUGAUCGGUGCAACCACAAGAAAAGGGCUUCGAGAAAAUUAAUAUCAUCUUCUCUGUUAUCUUCGAGCUUCUUAUCCCCUUUCUCAACUGCAACUGCAAUUCCCAAUUCACAUUCCAACAAUUUCAAUGGCUGCCUCCUCUCUCUCCGCCACAUUCUCCGCUCUCUCCCUCAAUCCCCACCGCCACAGCCAACCCCUCCUAUUCUCCGCUUCCAAAACCCCCCUCUCUCUCCUCCUCAAAUCCCCCCAUCCCCUCCCGCCGGCAAAGGUAGCCUCCGGCGAUUUCGAGAUCCCCUUCCUGGAAGGCAAAAAUCGGCCGUCAAUGCGAGGAGGAAUAUCUUCGCCGUGCCGAUGACCAAAUACAAGACGUUUCCUCACAGAUCGGAGGCAGACUACGGUGCAGCUAGGGUGAUGCUAAGACCGGCCUCCCCUGGUACGGGUGUGAUCGCUGGGGGUGCAGUGAGGAUCGUUCUGGAGCUGGCUGGUGUUGAGAAUGCGUUGGGGAAGCAACUCGGGAGUAACAAUGCGCUGAACAACGCCCGGGCCACGGUAGUAGCCGUGCAGAAGAUGAGGCAGUUCAGUGAAGUCGCUGAGGAACGUGGCAUCCCCAUGGAAGAAUUGUGGAAGUGAUUUGGAUGAUUAGGAGGAAAGAAUUGUUGUUCAAGUGAUCAUUAAUUUUGUGUAUGUAGGUGCAUUUUCAUCACACUUUCUUCUUGUCUUGUGUUUAUGUAAUCUUGUUAAAUGGAUUGUUCUUGUUUCGAUAUUUCACUCGUGUAUAUCCAGAUAUAUGAAUUAUA